CAUGGACCACAGCGUUCGCCGUCAAUGAGGCGCAGGUGUUGUCUUGGGAGACAUAAAUACAUUCGCUUGGUUCUGGACUGAGCUCCGUACCAGUCUUUCUAACCCGCCAUCUUGUAAGUACCCGAGCAAUUGACCAUGGACCCGGAGAACAAGCCAAAAGGUCCAUCGCCUCACUACUCGCUCUACCAGCGUGAGGUGUUCAAACGAGGAGGAGAGACAGGAGAGCUUCCGACGUUCUCUGUGCACCCCGAGGAACUGCAGGAAUCUACCAAGAAGAAGCUCAACGACAGAGGAUACUUCUACGCCAACUCGAAUGCUGGGAUUGGGUGGACAGCCCGCGCGAACAGGGAGGCGUUCUACAGAUGGCGCAUCAUCCCUCGCACCCUGGUCGACACCAACGUUCGCGACCUGACCACAACCAUCUUCGGCCACAAGAUCCCUGCGCCGAUCAUGUUCGCGCCGAUCGGUAUCAACAAACUAUACCAUUCCCUCGGCGAGCUGGUCCCUGCGAAGAUCGCUGGAGAACUUGGCAUUCCUUAUUGUCUGUCUACGGCCGGUUCUCAGUCAAUCGAGGAUGUGGCAAAGGCCAAUGACCUCGGUGCAUCCGUCAAGAAUGAGAGUAACAAUGUGCACUCGUACAGCGGACCGAAUGGUGGAAACGCCAAGGGCCCGCGAUUUUUCCAGCUCUACAUGGGCCAUGACGACGAGAUCACACUGUCGCUCCUUAACCGGGCAUGGAACUCUGGCUUUGACGUGCUCAUGCUCACGACGGACACCUGGCAGCUCGCCUGGAGACCGACAGACAUCAACAUCGCGAACUACACGUUCUACUACCCCAAUGCUGCUGGCAAUGAAAUCGGUGCAUCCGAUCCGGUAUUCAUGAGGAAGCACGGGGAGGAGCUGAAGAAGGACUCGGGCAAGUGGAUUGACCACAGCGUGUGGCACGGGAAACCGCACACGUGGGAGAAGAUUCGUUGGCUUGUAGGCGAGUGGAAACGCAUCUCCAACGGACGCCCGUUCGUCAUCAAGGGCAUCCAGAACGCGGAGGACGCACUGAAGGCGUACGAGGUUGGGUGUGAGGGGAUCGUCGUGACGAACCAUGCUGGUCGCCAGGUGGACGGUGCUGUCGGGAGCCUGGAAGUCUUGCCUGAGAUCGCUGAAGCCGUUGGCGACAAGAUGACUAUCAUCUUCGACUCCGGCGUCCGGACUGGCGCGGACGUGUUCAAGGCGAUCGCGCUCGGCGCGCACGUCGUCGAAGUCGGACGGCUGUACGUCUGGGGCAUGGCCCAUGAGGGCGAGUAUGGCUGUCGGCAUGUCAUGAAGAGUUUGCUUGCGGACCUGGACAUCCUGAUGACGGUGGCGGGCUACAAGAGCAUCACGAAGGACGUGCAUAACAACAAGAAGGCGUUGAAGUAUAACCCGAGUGGUGUGCCGCCUGGUCCGGGGGAGCACGCGAAGUUGUGAGCGGCUCCGUCCCGGCGGACUGUACUACCGCUGUAGAAACGGCAACAGGUUUUUGGAUGGUCUCCUUGGUGUACUAUAUACGAUCCUGUGUAGAAUACUGUAUGGUUGGUCUUGAAUCGCUUUGGUGGA
Rhodofomes roseus is the source of this 1593-nucleotide messenger RNA. RefSeq names its product L-lactate dehydrogenase. NCBI's taxonomy places the organism in Eukaryota, Fungi, Basidiomycota, Agaricomycetes, Polyporales, Fomitopsidaceae. The transcript is spliced from 9 exons. Gene Ontology annotation, molecular function: oxidoreductase activity; FMN binding. Bases 136 to 1464 code for a protein of 442 amino acids. The record is from RefSeq and is a predicted model, not a curated record.